AUGCAGGACUGCUCCUACGCCACGAGACUAGGCACCAAGCUUCUGGUGUUGGCCGCUACGGUUUUGAAGAACCCUUCCUGCCACCUGUUUACGAACUAUAACAAACCCGUGCAGAAUAAUUUCAAUCUAGGAAAUGCUACGUCUGCCGCCCCAACAUUCUUUCCGACUAAACAGGUUACUCCACUGGGUACGUUUCAAGAUGCGGGCCUUUUGGAGAACGAUCCGGUCAGCACCAUGGUGUCAGAAGCGAAGACGCUCUAUCCGUCGUCACGGACCGAUUUAAUCGUAUCUUUAGGCACCGGAACGAUCCUAGACGCCGACUUCGCACAAGGUGCUUAUACCGCCCAGCCUCGGAAGGCUUCUUUUCGCAUUCAGGAUCUGAUCUGGGAGAAGUCAAGGGAUAAGCAGGUUUGUCAAGCGUUCGCCCAUUAUCCUCAGUACCACUGUCUAGAUCACGAAAUGGAUCGUGACUACGCACUUAACAACGUGAAUCAAAUGGGAAAGCUUCUAGAUAGAGUCAAGGGCGAUGAUUCGUUAACAGAGCCGAUCGAUCACCUGGCUCACUGCGCCAUCGCCUCCCUCUUUUACUUCGAGCUGAGUGGUAUGCCUUGCCGUCGAGAUGGGAAAUACAUUGGAGCCGGGUUCAUUUUGUGUUCGAUACCAGGGGUCGAUCCAGCUUUCAAAUCAUUACUUACUCGGCUUGCAUCUGGACGUGCGCAGCUGUACGUGAACGGACAACCUAUCUCUUGCACAUGGGAUGACGGCACUCACCAUGAUAAUCAUGGUAAUUUCUGCAGGCGUAUUAAAUAUGAAACUGGAGAUCAAAUCGACAUAACCAUAUGCAUGGGUGGCUCAACUGCUCCAGGUGCCCAUAUCAGCGGGCUACCAUCUGCCAUUGUUGACCUGGCGAGCGCACAAGGGUUGAACGCUUGCUUUGGAACGUCUGACCAUCGAAAACGAAAGAGGGUCGCUGAUGAUGGUGUGCGUAUUGUAAAGAAGAAAUGUUUGAUGAUGGAGCUUGACGAAUGAUACAAUGCAGUAGAGUACGGUGUCUGGACGUACAAAUACAAUACAAUCAAUAAGAGCCUCU
This is a messenger RNA of Exophiala oligosperma, 1090 nucleotides long. RefSeq lists its product as uncharacterized. Gene Ontology annotation, biological process: arachidonate metabolic process. Bases 1 to 1029 code for a protein of 342 amino acids. Gene Ontology annotation, cellular component: membrane. Lineage: Eukaryota; Fungi; Ascomycota; Eurotiomycetes; Chaetothyriales; Herpotrichiellaceae. The transcript is spliced from 4 exons. The record is from RefSeq and is a predicted model, not a curated record.